Molecule: messenger RNA, 609 nt
Organism: Kazachstania africana CBS 2517
Lineage: Eukaryota; Fungi; Ascomycota; Saccharomycetes; Saccharomycetales; Saccharomycetaceae
Gene: URA6
Product: bifunctional uridylate/adenylate kinase
Exons: 1
Coding region: 1-609 (202 amino acids)
Biological process (GO): UDP biosynthetic process; 'de novo' pyrimidine nucleobase biosynthetic process; CDP biosynthetic process
Cellular component (GO): nucleus; cytoplasm
Molecular function (GO): UMP kinase activity; ATP binding
Source: RefSeq, a predicted model, not a curated record
AUGUCACUCGAAUCAGCUUUUACACAAGAUCAGAUUUCUGUCAUCUUUGUUUUAGGUGGUCCAGGUGCAGGUAAAGGUACCCAAUGUGCUAAAUUAGUCAAAGAUUACGGUUUUGUUCAUUUAUCUGCCGGUGAUCUAUUAAGAGCAGAACAAGAUCGUGAAGGAUCUGAAUUUGGUUCAUUGAUUAAGAAUUAUAUUAAAGAAGGUCUUAUUGUUCCGCAAGAAAUCACUAUUCAGUUAUUGAAGAAUGCUAUAUUAGAAAAUUAUGAGAAGGGAUCUACAAAAUACCUAGUUGAUGGUUUUCCAAGAAAGAUGGAUCAAGCAAUUACUUUUGAACAAGUUAUUGUUAAAGCGAAAUUUGUCCUAUUUUUCGAUUGUAGCGAAACUGUCAUGUUAGAGAGAUUAUUGGAACGUGGUAAGAGUAGUGGUAGAAUUGAUGAUAAUAUCGAAUCCAUUAAGAAGAGAUUCAAGACUUUCAUUGAUACCAGUAUGCCAGUUAUUGAGUACUUCAACGAACAAUCAAGAGUAGUCAAAAUCAACUGUGAAACAAGUGUCGAUGAAGUUUACGAACAGGUUCAAAGUGCGCUUAAAGAUAGACUCGAUUUAUAG